Perognathus longimembris pacificus (Pacific pocket mouse) is the source of this 7846-nucleotide messenger RNA. Its product is annotated as maltase-glucoamylase-like. The annotation marks the transcript as partial. Gene Ontology annotation, biological process: carbohydrate metabolic process. The transcript is spliced from 66 exons. Lineage: Eukaryota; Metazoa; Chordata; Mammalia; Rodentia; Heteromyidae. Gene Ontology annotation, molecular function: carbohydrate binding; alpha-1,4-glucosidase activity. The record is from RefSeq and is a predicted model, not a curated record.
ACUCAGCUCAUGGAAGGACCAUGUCCUGAGGACCCAGCCUCAUGUGACCUCUCCAUUCUUCCAGGUGGCUGUGAUCACAGGAAUCCAUCUGGUCCUGGGAGAAGCAUACACGGUGCAGUGGGACAUUGGCCUGAGGGACCAGGAGAAAAUAGACUGUUAUCCCGAUGAGCAUGGAGCUUCUGAGGCCAACUGCCUGGCCCGAGGCUGCGUGUGGGAGGCAUCCAUUACCCCUGGGGUCCCAUUCUGCUACUUUGUGAAUGAUCUGUAUUCAGUCAGCAAUGUGCAGUAUACCUCACACGGGGCCACAGCUGACAUCUCCUUGAAGUCUUCUCGUAAUAUCAAUGCCUUCCCCUCCACACCUGUGACCCCUCUGCGCCUGCUCGUGACCUUCCACAAGAAUGAGAUGCUGCAGUUCAAGAUUUAUGAUCCCAACCACAUGCGGUAUGAAGUCCCAAUCCCUCUGAACAUCCCCAGCGCUCCCAGCAGCUCUACUGAGGCCCGACUCUAUGAUGUCAGCAUUAAGGAGAACCCAUUUGGGAUUGAAAUUCGCCGGAAGAGCACAGGCACUGUCAUCUGGGACUCUCAGGUCCUGGGCUUCACCUUCAAUGACAUGUUCAUCCGCAUCUCCACCCGCCUUCCCUCCGACUACAUCUAUGGCUUUGGGGAAACCGAGCACACGGCCUUCAGGAGAGACUUGAACUGGCACACGUGGGGCAUGUUUUCCAGAGACGAACCCCCGGGGUUCAAGAAGAAUUCUUAUGGUGUGCACCCCUACUACAUGGGCCUAGAGGAGGAUGGCAGUGCCCACGGAGUCCUCCUGCUCAACAGCAAUGCCAUGGAUGUGACCUUCCUUCCGAUGCCGGCCCUGACGUACCGCACCACAGGGGGAGUUCUGGACUUUUAUGUGUUCUUGGGGCCCACUCCAGAGCUUGUCACUCAGCAGUACACUGAGGUGAUUGGCCGGCCUGUGAUGGUGCCUUACUGGUCCCUGGGGUUCCAGCUGUGUCGCUAUGGCUAUGAGAACGAUGCUGAGAUCUCCAGCUUGUAUGAUGAGAUGGUGGCUGCCCAGAUUCCCUACGAUGUGCAGUACUCAGACAUCGACUACAUGGAGCGGCAGCUGGACUUCACCCUCAGCUCCAAGUUCACUGGGCUUCCAGCCCUGAUCAAUCGCAUGAAGGCGGAUGGCAUGCGGGUCAUCCUCAUUCUGGACCCAGCCAUUUCUGGCAAUGAGACAGAGCCGUAUCCGGCCUUCACUCGUGGUGUGCAGGAUGAUGUCUUCAUCAAGUUUCCCAAUGAUGGAGAAAUUGUCUGGGGCAAGGUCUGGCCAGAUUUCCCUAAUAUUGUGGUGAACAAUUCUCUGGACUGGGACAGCCAAGUGGAGCAAUACAGAGCUUAUGUGGCCUUCCCAGACUUUUUCCGGAACUCGACUGCCCUGUGGUGGAAGAGGGAAAUGAAAGAGCUCCACUCCAAUCCACAGAGCCCAGAGAAGAGCUUGAAGUUUGAUGGCAUGUGGAUUGAUAUGAAUGAACCUUCGAGCUUUGUGAAUGGGGCAGUUCCAUCUGGCUGCAGGGAUACGACUCUGAACCGUCCACCCUACAUGCCACAUUUGGCAGGCAGGGACCGAGGCCUGAGCAGCAAGACCCUGUGCAUGGAGAGCGAGCAGAUCCUUCCAGACGGCUCCCGAGUGCGGCACUACGAUGUCCACAGCCUGUAUGGCUGGUCCCAGACCAGACCCACCUAUGAGGCCGUGCAGGAGGCCACAGGGCAGCGAGGCAUCGUCAUCACCCGCUCCACAUUCCCUUCUUCUGGGCGCUGGGCAGGACACUGGCUGGGAGACAACACAGCUGCCUGGGACCAGCUGAGGAAGUCCAUCAUUGGCAUGAUGGAGUUCAGCCUCUUUGGCAUAUCCUAUACAGGGGCAGAUAUCUGUGGGUUCUUCCAAGAUGCAGAGUAUGAGAUGUGUGCUCGCUGGAUGCAGCUGGGGGCCUUUUACCCUUUCUCCAGGAACCACAACACCAUCGGGACCCGGAGGCAAGACCCUGUGUCCUGGGAUGCAGACUUUGUGAACCUUUCCAGAAGUGUCCUAGAGACCAGAUAUACCUUGUUGCCGUAUCUCUACACCUUGAUGCACAAGGCCAGCACGGAGGGCGUGACUGUGGUGCGGCCUCUCCUCCAUGAGUUUGUGUCUGACCAGGAGACCUGGGAGAUUGACAAUCAGUUCCUGCUGGGCGCCGCCUUCCUGGUCAGCCCUGUCCUGGAGCCUAAUGCCAGAAAUGUGACAGCAUAUUUCCCUAGAGCCCUCUGGUAUGACUUCUACACGGGGGCACAAAUCAAUGCAAGCAGUGAGUGGAAGGUCCUGCCAGCUCCUCUGGACCACAUCAAUCUUCAUGUCCGAGGGGGCCACAUCCUGCCCUGGCAGGAGCCUGCACUGAACACACACCUCAGCCGCCAGAACCCUCUUGGUCUUAUCAUUGCCUUGGAUGAGAACAAUGAAGCCAGAGGCGAACUUUUCUGGGAUGAUGGGCAGUCGAAGGAUACCGUGGCCAAUGAUGCUUAUGUCUUACAUGAGUUUUCGGCCAGCCAGACACACCUGGAUGUGACUGUUUCCAAAUCAACCUACAAAGACCCCAAUAACUUAGCAUUCCAGGAGAUUAAAAUCUUUGGCACUCAGGCACUGAACAACGUUACAGUGAAACAGAAUGGAGUCCUAACUCCAAUGUCUCCUCGAGCCACUUAUGAUCCUAACCUGAGGGUGGCUGUGAUCACAGGAAUCCAUCUGGUCCUGGGAGAAGCAUACACGGUGCAGUGGGACAUUGGCCUGAGGGACCAGGAGAAAAUAGACUGUUAUCCCGAUGAGCAUGGAGCUUCUGAGGCCAACUGCCUGGCCCGAGGCUGCGUGUGGGAGGCAUCCAUUACCCCUGGGGUCCCAUACUGCUACUUUGUGAAUGAUCUGUAUUCAGUCAGCAAUGUGCAGUAUAGCUCACAGGGGGCCACAGCUGACAUCUCCUUGAAGUCUUCUCCUUACACCACUGCCUUCCCCUCCACACCUGUGACUCCUCUGCGCCUGCUCGUGACCUUCCACAAGAAUGAGAUGCUGCAGUUCAAGAUUUAUGAUCCCAACCACAUGCGGUAUGAAGUCCCAAUCCCUCUGAACAUCCCCAGCGCUCCCAGCAGCUCUCCUGAGGCCCGACUCUAUGAUGUUCGCAUUAAGGAGAACCCAUUUGGGAUUGAAAUUCGCCGGAAGAGCACAGGCACUGUCAUCUGGGACUCUCAGGUCCUGGGCUUCACCUUCAAUGACAUGUUCAUCCGCAUAUCCACCCGCCUUCCCUCCAACUACAUCUAUGGCUUUGGGGAAACCGAGCACACGGCCUUCAGGAGAGACUUGAACUGGCACACGUGGGGCAUGUUUUCCAGAGAUGAACCCCCGGGGUUCAAGAAGAAUUCUUAUGGUGUGCACCCCUACUACAUGGGCCUAGAGGAGGAUGGCAGUGCCCACGGAGUCCUCCUGCUCAACAGCAAUGCCAUGGAUGUGACCUUCCUGCCGAUGCCGGCCCUGACGUACCGCACCACAGGGGGAGUUCUGGACUUUUAUGUGUUCUUGGGGCCCACUCCAGAGCUUGUCACUCAGCAGUACACUGAGGUGAUUGGCCGGCCCGUGAUGGUGCCUUACUGGUCCCUGGGGUUCCAGCUGUGUCGCUAUGGCUAUGAGAACGAUGCUGAGAUCUCCAGCUUGUAUGAUGAGAUGGUGGCUGCCCAGAUCCCCUAUGAUGUGCAGUACUCAGACAUCGACUACAUGGAGCGGCAGCUGGACUUCACCCUCAGCUCCAAGUUCACUGGGCUUCCCGCCCUGAUCAAUCGCAUGAAGGCGGAUGGCAUGCGGGUCAUCCUCAUUCUGGACCCAGCCAUUUCUGGCAAUGAGACAGAGCCGUAUCCGGCCUUCACUCGUGGUGUGCAGGAUGAUGUCUUCAUCAAGUUUCCCAAUGAUGGAGAAAUUGUUUGGGGCAAGGUCUGGCCAGAUUUCCCGAAUAUUGUGGUGAACAAUUCUCUGGACUGGGACAGCCAAGUGGAGCAAUACAGAGCUUAUGUGGCCUUCCCAGACUUUUUCCGGAACUCGACUGCCCUGUGGUGGAAGAGGGAAAUGAAAGAGCUCCACUCCAAUCCACAGAGCCCAGAGAAGAGCUUGAAGUUUGAUGGCAUGUGGAUUGAUAUGAAUGAACCUUCGAGCUUUGUGAAUGGGGCAGUUCCAUCUGGCUGCAGGGAUACGACUCUGAACCGUCCACCCUACAUGCCACAUUUGGCAGGCAGGGACCGAGGCCUGAGCAGCAAGACCCUGUGCAUGGAGAGCGAGCAGAUCCUUCCAGACGGCUCCCGAGUGCGGCACUACGAUGUCCACAGCCUGUAUGGCUGGUCCCAGACCAGACCCACCUAUGAGGCCGUGCAGGAGGCCACAGGGCAGCGAGGCAUCGUCAUCACCCGCUCCACAUUCCCUUCUUCUGGGCGCUGGGCAGGACACUGGCUGGGAGACAACACAGCUGCCUGGGACCAGCUGAGGAAGUCCAUCAUUGGCAUGAUGGAGUUCAGCCUCUUUGGCAUAUCCUAUACAGGGGCAGAUAUCUGUGGGUUCUUCCAAGAUGCAGAGUAUGAGAUGUGUGCUCGCUGGAUGCAGCUGGGGGCCUUUUACCCUUUCUCCAGGAACCACAACACCAUCGGGACCCGGAGGCAAGACCCUGUGUCCUGGGAUGCAGACUUUGUGAACCUUUCCAGAAGUGUCCUAGAGACCAGAUAUACCUUGUUGCCGUAUCUGUACACCUUGAUGCACAAGGCCAGCACGGAGGGCGUGACUGUGGUGCGGCCUCUCCUCCACGAGUUUGUGUCUGACCAGGAGACCUGGAAGAUUGACAAUCAGUUCCUGCUGGGGGCCGCCUUCCUGGUCAGCCCUGUCCUGGAGCCUAAUGCCAGAAAUGUGACAGCAUAUUUCCCUAGAGCCCUCUGGUAUGACUUCUACACGGGGGCGCAAAUCAAUUCAAGCAGUGAGUGGAAGGUCCUGCCAGCUCCUCUGGACCACAUCAAUCUUCAUGUCCGAGGGGGCCACAUCCUGCCCUGGCAGGAGCCUGCGCUGAACACACACCUCAGCCGCCAGAACCCUCUUGGUCUUAUCAUUGCCUUGGAUGAGAACAAUGAAGCCAGAGGCGAACUUUUCUGGGAUGAUGGGCAGUCGAAGGAUACCGUAGCCAAUGAUGCUUACGUCUUACAUGAGUUUUCGGCCAGCCAGACACACCUGGAUGUGACUGUUUCCAAAUCAACCUACAAAGACCCCAAUAACUUAGCAUUCCAGGAGAUUAAAAUCUUUGGCACUCAGGCACUGAACAACGUUACAGUGAAACAGAAUGGAGUCCUAACUCCAAUGUCUCCUCGAGCCACUUAUGAUCCUAACCUGAGGGUGGCUGUGAUCACAGGAAUCCAUCUGGUCCUGGGAGAAGCAUACACGGUGCAGUGGGACAUUGGCCUGAGGGACCAGGAGAAAAUAGACUGUUAUCCCGAUGAGCAUGGAGCUUCUGAGGCCAACUGCCUGGCCCGAGGCUGCGUGUGGGAGGCAUCCAUUACCCCUGGGGUCCCAUACUGCUACUUUGUGAAUGAUCUGUAUUCAGUCAGCAAUGUGCAGUAUACCUCACACGGGGCCACAGCUGACAUCUCCUUGAAGUCUUCUCCUUACACCACUGCCUUCCCCUCCACACCUGUGACUCCUCUGCGCCUGCUUGUGACCUUCCACAAGAAUGAGAUGCUGCAGUUCAAGAUUUAUGAUCCCAACCACAUGCGGUAUGAAGUCCCAAUCCCUCUGAACAUCCCCAGCGCUCCCAGCAGCUCUCCUGAGGCCCGACUCUAUGAUGUUCGCAUUAAGGAGAACCCAUUUGGGAUUGAAAUUCGCCGGAAGAGCACAGGCACUGUCAUCUGGGACUCUCAGGUCCUGGGCUUCACCUUCAAUGACAUGUUCAUCCGCAUAUCCACCCGCCUUCCCUCCAACUACAUCUAUGGCUUUGGGGAAACCGAGCACACGGCCUUCAGGAGAGACUUGAACUGGCACACGUGGGGCAUGUUUUCCAGAGAUGAACCCCCGGGGUUCAAGAAGAAUUCUUAUGGUGUGCACCCCUACUACAUGGGCCUAGAGGAGGAUGGCAGUGCCCACGGAGUCCUCCUGCUCAACAGCAAUGCCAUGGAUGUGACCUUCCUGCCGAUGCCGGCCCUGACGUACCGCACCACAGGGGGAGUUCUGGACUUUUAUGUGUUCUUGGGGCCCACUCCAGAGCUUGUCACUCAGCAGUACACUGAGAUGAUUGGCCGGCCCGUGAUGGUGCCUUACUGGUCCCUGGGGUUCCAGCUGUGUCGCUAUGGCUAUGAGAACGAUGCUGAGAUCUCCAGCUUGUAUGAUGAGAUGGUGGCUGCCCAGAUUCCCUACGAUGUGCAGUACUCAGACAUCGACUACAUGGAGCGGCAGCUGGACUUCACCCUCAGCUCCAAGUUCACUGGGCUUCCCGCCCUGAUCAAUCGCAUGAAGGCAGAUGGCAUGCGGGUCAUCCUCAUUCUGGACCCAGCCAUUUCUGGCAAUGAGACAGAGCCAUAUCCGGCCUUCACUCGUGGUGUGCAGGAUGAUGUCUUCAUCAAGUUUCCCAAUGAUGGAGAAAUUGUCUGGGGCAAGGUCUGGCCAGAUUUCCCUAAUAUUGUGGUGAACAAUUCUCUGGACUGGGACAGCCAAGUGGAGCAAUACAGAGCUUAUGUGGCCUUCCCAGACUUUUUCCGGAACUCGACUGCCCUGUGGUGGAAGAGGGAAAUGAAAGAGCUCCACUCCAAUCCACAGAGCCCAGAGAAGAGCUUGAAGUUUGAUGGCAUGUGGAUUGAUAUGAAUGAACCUUCGAGCUUUGUGAAUGGGGCAGUUCCAUCUGGCUGCAGGGAUACGACUCUGAACCGUCCACCCUACAUGCCACAUUUGGCAGGCAGGGACCGAGGCCUGAGCAGCAAGACCCUGUGCAUGGAGAGCGAGCAGAUCCUUCCAGACGGCUCCCGAGUGCGGCACUACGAUGUCCACAGCCUGUAUGGCUGGUCCCAGACCAGACCCACCUAUGAGGCCGUGCAGGAGGCCACAGGGCAGCGAGGCAUCGUCAUCACCCGCUCCACAUUCCCUUCUUCUGGGCGCUGGGCAGGACACUGGCUGGGAGACAACACAGCUGCCUGGGACCAGCUGAGGAAGUCCAUCAUUGGCAUGAUGGAGUUCAGCCUCUUUGGCAUAUCCUAUACAGGGGCAGAUAUCUGUGGGUUCUUCCAAGAUGCAGAGUAUGAGAUGUGUGCUCGCUGGAUGCAGCUGGGGGCCUUUUACCCUUUCUCCAGGAACCACAACACCAUCGGGACCCGGAGGCAAGACCCUGUGUCCUGGGAUGCAGACUUUGUGAACCUUUCCAGAAGUGUCCUAGAGACCAGAUAUACCUUGUUGCCGUAUCUCUACACCUUGAUGCACAAGGCCAGCACGGAGGGCGUGACUGUGGUGCGGCCUCUCCUCCAUGAGUUUGUGUCUGACCAGGAGACCUGGGAGAUUGACAAUCAGUUCCUGCUGGGCGCCGCCUUCCUGGUCAGCCCUGUCCUGGAGCCUAAUGCCAGAAAUGUGACAGCAUAUUUCCCUAGAGCCCUCUGGUAUGACUUCUACACGGGGGCACAAAUCAAUGCAAGCAGUGAGUGGAAGGUCCUGCCAGCUCCUCUGGACCACAUCAAUCUUCAUGUCCGAGGGGGCCACAUCCUGCCCUGGCAGGAGCCUGCACUGAACACACACCUCAGGUGAGUGUUGGGCCUGGGCUCUGCU